CAGCGCUGCCUCGGCGAGUGACGGAGGACGUCGCGUUGUCCCUGCGUGACGACGCCUUUUCAGUUUGGAUGUUUGGCGCGUGCAGCUAACUGCCUGGGACGGGGUGCUAGCAAAACGGAGUUCGUGAGUCAAAAAUACCACAGUAACAAGGGGAAAACAGGGUGCUGAACCACCAUGUUAGACGGUGGCCACUUUGUGGAGGCGCUGGGCCGCCUAGGUUAUCCUGAUGCAUCAACUCUGAAGGCCUCAGAGUUCGACUGGCUGUUUGAUUGUGCUCCAGAGAACCUUCACUUCUUGCGCUUUGUCUGUCGGACCCUCAAUCGGAACAAUGUUCUCACCGUGGAGGAGGCACGUGCUUUUCAGGAACUACGGAAGUCUGGCAAACCAAUUCUGGAUGAAGCAGCCUUGGGUGAGGUCCUAAAAACCAUUGGUCUUUCAGAUGGGAGCAGUGGAAACAUCUUAGGGCCCUCUUCUUCAUCUUCAUGCUCUGUGUUUGCAUCAGAGGCCGAAGUGGCCAUAGAGGACUUAGAGGCAGAGCUCCAGGCUCUGUAUAAAGAGAGAGAGCUGAAGCAGCAACGCUAUAACAGGUUGCAGGUUGUGGCCACCUCACGUGCAGAUGUUGACCUACGACUCACUACAGAGCUGGAGAGCGCUGCAUGUAAGUUAAAGGAGGCCAGCGCUUUUAUUGGAGCUGAGAAUGCUGACACCAACACUCUGUUACAAAACUUAACAGAUGAGGUUAGCAAACUUGCUUCAUAUCUCCCUGCUCAACCAAAAACCAAGCAAAAAGCGACAGGAGAGCCCAUGGCCCUGUCAAACCCCUCUAUCUCCAAAAGGCCCACUUUCCUCCUCUCUCAGCUGUCCUUGGAUCCUUAUCUGCACCAGGAGGAGCUCAACACCAAAACACUAGCUGCCUUCACUCAGAAGCAUUUCUUCCAGGGCAUCUCUGACAUUGUUGAGACUUCUUGCUCUGAGCGCUUCCAGGUCCUCGACCUCAGUUCUUGUGAAGAUGGAGAGGAGGAGGAGCUAGAGCACAAGGGAAGAGAGAGGGAGGAGCAGGUGGUGGAGCGCAGGAGGACAGAGAUGGCCAGACUUCAGUGGUCUCAUAUUGUGACCCAACACCAACUGAUGCAGGCCAUGGCAGAGGAGAAGAGUGUCAAGGCUGGACUGGAUUGGCUCUCAGAGAAAUCAACUCAUACCAAGAGCAUUUCAACCUCCACCUCACUGCAUGUGCGUGAAGUUGUGUCCCGGAAGGAGCUACAGGCUGUAGAGGCUGAACUGGAGGCUCUGCUUCAUGGACCCGUACCUGCUGCACUUAGGCAAUCAGCCAGGCUGCUCAAUGUGCCGGUAGUGAGGGGAGACCUGGCUCUGCAACUAGCCAGGCAGGACUACUACACCUCCAGACAGGAUCAGGUUCGUGACUACCUACUCCGUCAGAAGGCAUCCUUUGACCUGGUCCUUCUGGCUCAGGAGAUGGAGUUGAGGAGUUGGAGGACGUGUCUGAAGCAGCUGGGAGAAAUAAACAGCAGAAUGGUAAAGGAAGGUGAAGCAGCAACUCUUAGGAUCGAGUCCCUGGCACACCCUGAUCUGGCUAUCAACCCAAGGCCCAACCCUAUCAUCAGCUGCAAGGAUGUAGCCUUCAGCAGAUUGCUCCAGAUCCUCGACCACGAUUCAGACCAUGGUCCAUCCGAGCCUUUUCGGACAUAUGAAGCAUUGGACCAGGCUGCUUGUGACUUUGCAGGCAACCUCCAUGUGACCCGAGAUGCUCUAGCUGGUGCUGACCAUGAGCAGUACUACAAAGCUGCUGGUCUAUAUAGCGACUGUGAGGCACUCCACAGGGCCAUGUACACAGAGCUUCAGCAGCUGGUCUUAGGGCCGCAGGUACGUCUUACGGCCAUCACUGACCAGGAGCUGCUUUGCCCCAAUGCACAGGAGCUGACAGCGAAGCUUGUGGAAGCAGAGUCUCAGCUACAGAGUUUGCAGCAUGUUAUGCAAGAAAUCAUGGGGGAGGUUAAAGCCAAGCGUUCCCAGCUGGAGCGCAAUGCCCUCCUCAGGCGGGAGAGACAAUUAUAUAUCUAUUUUCACUGGGAUGCCCGGCUAUUGCAGAAAAUAGUGGAAGAUCUGGAGGGCAAAAUGGCAGCAAAGAGAGGGCAGCAAUAGUUGAACCUGCCAGAAUGGAUGGAGAGCCUUUAUAGCCAGCUCAAACUCGAUGUGUAGUUUUUGUGUAAAGCUUGAAGAGAUGCUGAUCUGAGAAGUAAACUGUGUGCCUUCAGUGGAGGAAGUUUACUGAUUAAGGCAUGCUCUGCUAUAGUGUGAAUCCUACUCAAAAUCUGUACUUUCAUUUGGUUUGUGUGGGAGAUUAAUCCCUUGAUUUCUCAUUGACUCAUCUUUGGGACAAAGCUCUGCCUAUACAGUGACUGGGAUUCAUUUGAGUGUAUGUAUUUCAAACAAAAAAUUUUAUAUAAACUAAACACGGGAAAAAAAUGUUGGAAUUAAGUGUCUUGUGAUUAUUGUAAAAUUUCCUGUUUCCUUUUUGUUUUAAAUAAUUGAUAAAUAAAGUAAAAUGUUAUCUUUAUGUAAGUUUAUUUGUGUUUCAUUUAUUAUAAUUAUAAUAAAGAUACAGAUUUUUGGAAGAUUCACACUAUACUUUGUAUAGUUUGCUGUGCAAAACACUCUGGUCAAUAUGCUUUUGCAAUUGUUGGAUGUUUUUUUUUGAGAUACCAGUUUUAACCAGUGUAACUGUUUGGGUAACUGACCUAACUCUUUGUUUUGUCCCUUUAUCCUGUUCAGGCCUUUCACUGCUGAAGAGUCAAGAUAUCCUCAGCUAGAGAGAGAGUAACAGUUGUUCUGAUAGGGAGGAUAUGGAGCAGUCCAACAGUAGGCUAUACUCAGGAUCUCUGUCCCAGGCGGCCCAGAAGAUUCUGGCUGCUCUGCGGGCCCAGAUCAACUACUCCAGCAUUGACAGGCAAAGUCAGUCAGGCAUCAAGUAGAGAAAAUCUUAUUGAAGCUUGUUGCAGUAUAUUAUGAAAGGAAGAAAAAAAAAAAUCAUGUAAAAGCCUCAAGUUAACUGGUUUCUUGUUUAAUGUAUGUGUGCAGCAUUUUUGAUAUUCAUGCCAUUGCUUGUUUUUUGCCUCCUUGUCAGCAAUUCCAUAUCAUCAGACAUAUUAGCCAUUUUGUAAUUAAUGUUUUCUAUUAAUGUUUUAUUUUAUUUAACUUUUUUUUUGUCGUUUGGCAUUUUUGAAACCAGUAGGAAACAGUAUUGUUGCUAAGUGACAUUUUGGAUGAUUGUAAAAUAUUGGUAACAAGUGUUAACUGCUUUAACGUGUUAUUUUUAGCCUUUUUAAGCUAAAAAAUUGUUAUAUUUAGCCUGUGGGUGUUGUGGAGUUCAGUAAUUUGAUUUAAAAAAAAAAAAAAAAAA
Messenger RNA from Xiphias gladius (swordfish), 3418 nucleotides. RefSeq names its product HAUS augmin-like complex, subunit 3 (gene haus3). The record is from RefSeq and is a predicted model, not a curated record. The coding region runs from base 175 to 2160 and encodes 661 amino acids. The transcript has 6 exons. Lineage: Eukaryota; Metazoa; Chordata; Actinopteri; Istiophoriformes; Xiphiidae. Gene Ontology annotation, cellular component: centrosome; mitotic spindle; HAUS complex. Gene Ontology annotation, biological process: centrosome cycle; spindle assembly.